UCUAAAUAAGAUAAAUUUGAUACGGGCUUUAUAACAAGAAUUAUCUAUAUAUAAGUAUCGAUAUUUAAUUGCCGAGCAAGUAGCGAGUCUGUUCAGCUGCACUUUCCGAGGGUUUUUGUGUGCAAUUUUGCGAUUGAAGAGAUACGAGUGUGUAUUCAUCCGUUCUCGAAAGAGAGAGAAAAAAAUUGCGAUAUAUGUAUAUAUUGCAGAAAGUGCAAAUAAAAAAAACAACAAAGUUUUACCGAUUUUUAUAAGCGGCUGGUCAUUAGCGGGCGAGAUACUGAUUGGUAUCGCGCGCGUACAAAUGUUUCUGAAACGACCGAAUGUGAGGUUGAUUUAGAUCUGACGAAUUCGCACGUAACUCGAUGUAAUAACGUUUCCCCAAAAGUCUCGAUUUGUUGUUUCGUUUUGUGACGCUGCGAAUUACGAUCCUGGCGAUAGCAAUAGAAUUUCGAGUCUGAUCACAGCGGCAUGUUGCCGCCGUUGAGGAAUCAUCGGUCCCGGCGUUCGAGCUUCGAGACAUGUUCUUCGAAGUCGUAUCCGUGGCAGUGACCCACCCUAAUAAAAUUGCAUUUAUCCGCGCGGACUAAUCAAACGAUGGAGAAUCAGGACGACCGAGCGUUUAAAGCGAACGAAAAUGAGGAUCUGCAAACAAAAGUUAACAGACUGGAGUCUGAAAAUAUUAAGAUGCGGGAGGAGUUUAACAUGCAAAGAGCCAAGAUGAAAGAAUUGUUUCUUCAAAAAGAAGAAGAAUUAAAACGAAGAUUAGAGGAAAAUAUAGGCCUGCAAAAAGAAAAUUUGAGACUAAAAAAUGAACUAGACGAAGCUAAAAGCCAAUUAGUUGUUGCUGAUCUUAAAAUACAAAAUGAUAUAAUGGUAGAGAAAAGGAAAGCUCAAGAAGAAAUAGCAUCUUUACAACAGGUUAUACAUGAAACAGUGGAGGAAUCUUCUUGCUCGAGGAAACAACUCGUCAAUGAAGUGUCCAAGUUACAAUCAGCUCUUUCCAAGCUUCAAGAUGAAAAUACGCUACUCAAAACACAAUUACCACGUGAUCCACCAACAGAUGGACCACCAAUAUCUUUAUCUACAGUAACUAAAACAUUAGCUAGAAAAGUGGUUUCACAAUUAGGUGCAGAUUCUUUGUCUCUAGGUCCUGAUAAUUUAGAAGAAAGUAUGCGGAAGGUAAAAAAAUAUGCACAAGAAGAUGCAGAAGUUUUACGUUCAUUGGUUGUGCCACUUGAGGAAGAGAUAAAAGCUUUAAAAGAAAAGUUAAGAUCAACUGAUGAUGAAUUGCAGAAGUGUAAAGAAGCUUUAUUAAAGAGGCGACAGGAGCCUGGUUCUUUUGAGCCGUCAUGUGAUAUGUGUGCGAAUUAUGAAGCGCAAUUAGUCAAAGUGGAAGCUACUGCCAAGGAUUUGGAGAAGCAGUUAUUAGAUUCUCAGCGUAUGCUGCAAGCUCAAAAGGAAGAUUUAGCUAAGGAGGUUGAAUUUCGUAAGGAAAUGGAGGGAAAGUGGAAUGAGAAGAAAGAGGAGCAUAAAAUCAAAGUUGCUGAACUCACGGUUACCUCGCAAACAGCGCAACAAAAUUUACUAGAUUUAAAAAAAGCUUUUGAACAAAUUCAAAGAAAUGUGUCGGAAGAACUUUGUAAAUUAACACGAGGUAGAGAAGAAGUACAAAGACAUCUCACUGCAUUGCAAAAAGAAAAUGAAACUCUUGUUGGUAAACAUAGCAAGCAUUCGCAACAACUCCAAAGUGAAAGUAUCAAUAUGCCAAAUACCGUCGAAGAAUUGCAUAUUAGUCUUUUAAAGAUGCGUGAAGAUUUAAUUACAGCGAGAGUAGCACAAGAGGUUGCGCAAGAAAAAGAGGAAACAUUACGAUACGAAGUUACUUUGUUAAGAGAACAAAUGGAACAAGAGAACAGAGCUAUAGAACAAGAUAAUACUGCGUUAAAGAAUGAAAUAAGUGGAUUGAGAACACAAUUAGAUAAGUACGUAAGAGAUCAUCGUGCACUCGCUGACAAAGAGGAGAAACUUGAUCGGCUAGAAAAACAACUUCAGGAAAUCCAAAAAGAAAAGAAAGACGCAGAUUUAGCUAUAACUGAGUUGCGACAGCGGGUUACUAGUCUACAGCAGGAGUUAGACACUAGCGAGGCCGUACAAAAGGACUUCGUCAGAUUGUCACAAUCGUUGCAGGUACAAUUGGAAAGAAUUAGACAGGCAGGUAGCGAAGUAAGAUGGCAACAUGAAGAGGAUGUUGAUGAUUGUCCUAGUUGCCAUAUCACGUUUUCGGUCACAAAAAAGAAGGUGCAUUGCCGUCACUGUGGCCAUAUAUUUUGUCAAUCUUGCCUCUCGCACGUUGUGAAUAGCGGGCCGAAACAAAGACCAUCUAGAGUCUGUGAUGUUUGUCAUACUUUAUUAGUGCAAGAUACCGCACCGUAUUUCAGCCAAGAACCUCCACAUACACCUGAUUAAAUGUUCCGAACUGAAUUCUAAUGCAGUUUAGUGAGAGUUGUGAAAUAUCAAUUUG
Molecule: messenger RNA, 2524 nt
Organism: Pseudomyrmex gracilis
Lineage: Eukaryota; Metazoa; Arthropoda; Insecta; Hymenoptera; Formicidae
Gene: Rbpn-5
Product: rab GTPase-binding effector protein 1
Exons: 8
Coding region: 598-2469 (623 amino acids)
Biological process (GO): endocytosis
Cellular component (GO): intracellular membrane-bounded organelle
Molecular function (GO): GTPase activator activity; growth factor activity; metal ion binding
Source: RefSeq, a predicted model, not a curated record